Messenger RNA from Dendrobium catenatum, 728 nucleotides. RefSeq lists its product as uncharacterized. Gene Ontology annotation, molecular function: copper chaperone activity; copper ion binding. The transcript is spliced from 4 exons. Gene Ontology annotation, cellular component: mitochondrial intermembrane space. Lineage: Eukaryota; Viridiplantae; Streptophyta; Magnoliopsida; Asparagales; Orchidaceae. The coding region runs from base 1 to 501 and encodes 166 amino acids. The record is from RefSeq and is a predicted model, not a curated record.
AUGUCCGACCCGUUUACAAAAACGGACCUAUACAUCCACGAGAUUUACAGCCCCGGUCGCGUCCGCAUCCGCGUCCGCGUAGGCUUUCUUUUCCUCUUCAUCUUGCCGUCGAAAGGCUCUCGCUCUUUGCAGGGAAAGGAAGGGUUUUGGCCUUUGGGAGCAAAAACGAAGGUGGGACAGAGUGACGGAGCGGCCUUGAUCAUUACUUUGAAAAGUCAAGAUCAAUCAUGGCAAACAUGUUCUCUGAAACCUUGGGCAUUUGAUUAUUUUUCAGUCUAUACUGUAAAUUCCAAGAUGCCUGGAACCCCAGCAAUCAGCCAGACUGCACUUACAACAGAACCAGAUUCAAAUCCAAAGCCAAAGAAGAACAUCUGCUGCGCUUGCCCUGAAACUAGGAAGCUGAGAGAUGAAUGCAUCAUCGAGCACGGCGAAUCAGCCUGCACAAAGUGGAUCGAAGCACACAAACAAUGCCUUCGAGCUGAAGGUUUCAAUGUUCUAUGAUUGAUUCAAUGAUCAUAUGAAGAGCAGCAGAGCUAAUUUUUUCCCCUCCAAUUACAUAUCUGAUUUUAAAAAUGCUAACAGUUUACUAUUAAUCCUUAAGCUUCAUGAAUAAGGCUGCCAAAAUACUCUCUGCGGCUUCAUCCUAACAGUUAUUAUUCUUCAUUUGAGGAUCAGUCAAUCAUUUUAUACAUAAUUCUGAACAUUGCCUUGUUCUUUGAUAGUUUCUA